Messenger RNA from Bactrocera oleae (olive fruit fly), 2466 nucleotides. NCBI's taxonomy places the organism in Eukaryota, Metazoa, Arthropoda, Insecta, Diptera, Tephritidae. The record is from RefSeq and is a predicted model, not a curated record.
CUAUCUAGUCAAUUUCACGGAAAUGUGUACAUUACAUUCUGCAAUACCUCCGAUAUGCAUCAUAUUUGUAUUGUCUGCCAUCCGUACUGAGAAAAUGCACUAUCGAUGUUUUCACAUAUCAGCUCUUUUAUUGGAAUUAUUGAUUGUGGCUGUAUUGCUAUUGCAACCGCAAUCAGUUUCAGCAGGGUCAUGUCGCGAAGCACAGCUUUGCUGCAAUGGGCGUGACUCCUCUUGUGUUGUUCAAAAGACACCAAUUAAUGCAAUAAUUGACGACUUAAACGAAAAACCAUGUUAUUGUGACCACGCUUGUCUUAAACUAGGCGACUGUUGUACCGAUUUCAAGGAUCACUGUGGAGUGGUUGACUGCCAGGUGAGUGAGUGGACUCCAUGGAGUGUGUGUGAUAAGAGUUGCGGUACAGGGGUCAUGCUACGCACCCGUAAAAUAAUUCGGGCACCGCAAAAUGGUGGAAAGCAUUGUCCAACUCUGACACAAAAGAGAAGCUGUCAAGGUAUUCGAUGUCACACCGAUAGAGGAAAACGAAUCUUUCGAGAAAGUGCAUUUCUACUUCCUUCUUCGGUAGUCUAUAAUUACAAUUCUAAUACAAGUGAAGAGUCUCUUUGGCAAACAAACAAUCUCAAAAGUUAUUGCAUAGAAUUCGAAGUAAUUAAUGCAGCGAAGGAGUGCCACAAAGUUCCACCCUACAAUUUUCUUUUGGAAGGCGAUCGAAUAUCAGUGCGAUGUAAUAUAAGGAAAAUGUUCAACAAAUUGACUGUAUGGAAUGAUGAAAUGAAUAAAGCCGCGUAUAACUCCACAUUGCGAGACACUAACAGAGCAACAAAUUUGAAUGCAUCGCGAUUGAUUUCUAGAAAUUCCGCAGUUCAUAACAAUAAUAUUAAAUACAGGGAAAAUACCCAUUGUCGUGGUGAAGGUGCGACGGGUAGAACUUCGCGAUGGCGGGCAUCCGCAGUUCCGUCCUGUCAAGGCAAAUGGCUGCGCCUCACUCUAGAGACGGCUAAAUGUACACAUACACAUUUUGAAUUCGCUUAAAACUAGAAGCAUAUCAAAUAUGUAAUUUUAAAAUGGUUAUAUUAAUUACAUGAAACAAAAUAUUUAUUAUAUGAUUAGAAACAUACAACACAGGCAAUAUAUAUAUGUAUAAACAUACUGAAAUAAAUGAAAGUUUAGUCUUUCAAUAGGAAUUGACAUCAAUUAUACAAAAUUUGUAAGUUGGAAAAUCGACCCAACUUCCAAACAUAUACUUUUAUAAAUAGCGGAAGAAAGCAAUACUUAUAAAUAGUAAAAUAAAUACGAAUCCAAUAAAGUAAUUAUUAUAUAUUUUCAUUAAUAAUCCGACAUAUUUCUGUAUGUUAUAAGUCUUCAAAAUAAUAAUUGUAUUUACAUAUAUGUAUGUAUGUAGACGGUAAAAAUUAUGAGUGUCUGUUGCGCUCAUACGUAUUAGUAGCUAAUUAAUACCAUAUUUGAACAGCUUAGUUAGCUGAGAAAAUUAAGAUGUUAAUAAACUCAGUGUGUCCCAUAUAAUUAGUGUUCGACAGCUAUCUUGAAAAUCUUUAUUAUGUUGUGAUAAUUUUCGUGUAUAAAAGUAUUGAACCUGCCUAACGAAAUUAAACAUUUUUUAUGGAGAAUUAUUGAAUACACACAUAUAUAAUUAUUGUAAUGUUGUAAUCAAUGUUAUUACUUUUAAUAUAGAGUUGGCUAUAUUUUUAUAAGAUUAACAACUGAAACACAAUUUAUGACUAGCUUUUUAAAACCUGUUUUGAUCCGGCACGCGCGUCAAUUUCGAUGUAAUUUACUGUCCUGUGAUACUAUUUUUAAUUUAAAAACGUAUUUAUAGAAAAUUUCUUUGAAUAUAUUAAUGCCGAUUUUGUCAACAGUUUUUAUAUUAUGUUCCUCUGAUAUUAACUGCAUUUUAGUAUACCAUAUUUCUACUCCCAAUUAAAUACCAAUAUAUAUAAAAUGUACUGAUGUCUGCAAUAAUUCAAUACUGUGCUGCGAAAAGUUUGUGCAAUUACUGUCCUACCACUUUUUCUAAUAUUCUACAAUAAGUUAACGGAUUUUUAACGUAUGAUACAAACGAUUUCGUUAAAAGUGGAAUUUGGAGUUAUUUGCUGUAAUAUAAUAGAGCGAAUUAAGAAUGUAUAAAAAAUUUAAAUUGCUGUUUCAAUUAUAAGGGUAUAUUAACCACCUUAUUUUAUAUACAUAAUAUUAAAUGAUAUAUUACUUUGAUUAAAUAAUUUGGAAACUUUAACUUUACGCAUUUACAUAUGCAAUUAUGUAUAUAUGAAUACGUGUACGUGUUGAUUGAUGACUGGUGCUUUUUCAAAGCUGCGUGAAAAGGUGAUGCACACAUGUAACCCAAAAGGAUUUAUUGUUUUUUAAAUUAGUAUAUAAGAAGUAAUGGAGAGUUUUAGAGCAUUUGUUCCUCAUCAGCUGGUUUUAAAAUCUAA